GACAGCGGCCUAUAAAACUGGGUGUUAGUGCAGGUCAAAUGGCAACACUGAAGAAGGAUCUGCCAGGAAAAGAUGGGGCAGAUUAUCCUGCUGUGUGCGCUCUCAGCUUGUCUCUCGGCUGUCAAUGCUCAGAAAUUUUUACUCAGUCCCAAAUGGAUACCUGUUGGUUUCAGGGAGCCUGAAGGAAAAAAAGAGGGCACUGCAAUGGAUCAAAUAAUUAAAGUCAAUGAGUUUCAUGGUUCCCACGUCAUUGACGGUUCCACCACCCUCAGAGAGGGAGAUAUUGCUGUGUCCACUGGAAGGCGCUCAAAGAUCUGCUUCGCCCGUAGCUGCCUCUGGUCCAAAUCUGUGGAUGGACACGUCUACGUUGCCUACACACUCUCACCUGAUUACUCUGACAUCGAGACAAAGCUGAUAAAGGAGGGAAUGGACAACAUAGAGGACAGCACCUGUAUCCGUUUUGUUCCACGAAUUCACCAAAGAGACUACAUCGACAUCCAGCCAAAGUCAGGAUGUUGGUCCUACCUUGGCUCUCGUGGAGGAAAACAGACCCUGUCGCUCCAGAAUCCAGACUGCAUGAAUAUCGGAGUGAUUUCCCAUGAGUUUAUGCAUUCCCUGGGCUUUGUGCAUGAGCAGUCCCGCUUUGACCGCGACAACUAUGUCACCAUCAUGUGGCCGAACAUUUGGAGAGAUCGAGUAAGAAACUUUGAGAAGUUUAAGACAGAAAAUCUGGACCUGCCGUAUGACUUUGGCUCAAUUAUGCACUUUGGGAUGUAUGCCUAUUCAAUGGCCGGAGAACCAACCAUCGUCCCAAAGAACGGCAGGAACGUUAAGCUCGGCCAGGCAUCGUCUCUCAGUCAAGUUGACAAGCUAAAAAUCAACAGGCUUUAUCAAUGUGCUGUGAAUGAUGAUUAGAACCUGAACCAAGACGAGGUGAAGCAGGAAUCCUCUGAAAGCAGACGUGAUAAACUGCUGCUGAAACAUCUUCAUACAAUCUCAUAAUAUUUAGGCCUUGUUUUGUGGAGCUGUACUUGUAUUUGUUUGAGUGAGACAUGUAACUUUAUAUUUAAUGUUUUAGUAGACAGAAUUGGCAUAUAUCUUUCCUGUUGUACAGUGAAAGAUGAAAUGAAAGUUAUUGCCUUGUUUUAAGUAGUCACUUAAUAUCCCUGUUCACUUCCUGCAAUAAAGAUGUUAAA
Molecule: messenger RNA, 1196 nt
Organism: Xiphophorus hellerii (green swordtail)
Lineage: Eukaryota; Metazoa; Chordata; Actinopteri; Cyprinodontiformes; Poeciliidae
Gene: hce2l2
Product: high choriolytic enzyme 2-like 2
Exons: 9
Coding region: 73-915 (280 amino acids)
Biological process (GO): proteolysis
Molecular function (GO): zinc ion binding; metalloendopeptidase activity
Source: RefSeq, a predicted model, not a curated record